AUGUUCGAGAAAGAAGAGCCGCAAAGCUAUCCUCUCAAAAAACGCCGAAGUAGUUUACUUGGCAUGAUUCCUUCCAUGUUGUUAGGACAUGUGGCAUCAUCUUCCGAUUUGUUGUCCUCCUCACCCCAUGUGUCAUCAUCUUCGUCUACACCUCUGAAUGGAACAAUAACAACCAAUGUCAAUGUAUGUAUUUGUGGUACUUCCAACACUGGAAAGAAAAGUUUAGUCUCGUAUAUGGUGAAUGGCUAUCAUAACCCUUCAUCAUCCAUGCAACGAUCUGCAUUCGACGACUCGACAAGUGACAACAGUAAUGAUGAAGAAAGCGUCGAAUCUUGGUGUGACUCUGCGAUGGGUUCUUUUGUAUGGAAUAAUAGCUCUACUUUACAUCAUCACUCAAGAACAACUUCAAAAGGAGACUUGAUCGAUGUGGAUCCUGAUUAUGUCAAACAGGUAGACAUGAGUAGCUCCGAAAAAUUGAAAUUGAACUUUUUCAUUUUCUCUCAUUCCGAUACAGAAGUCAGAAGCCGAAAUGUAUUGGAGAGUGAUGUAACUUUUAAGAAUAUUGUCAAGAUUGCACAUAUUAUCAUCUAUGUAUAUGAUGUCACAAACAUGACCUCAUUUGAAGCUGUAAAAUAUUACUAUGAGCAAAUAUUGAAUAUCAUGAGCUCAAAUGAAUGUUGCGAAAAUAUGGAGAGUUAUAGGUUUUCGUGUUCUCCACAGAGUCCAUCUCUUCUUGGGCCAUUACUCCAAAGGCAUAAUAUAAUAAUGAAACCAUCAAUGGUAAUUGGAGCGAAAAUUGACCUUGAAGAGGACCGAGUAGUUACUGAAAGUAAUAUCAUGUCACAUCAAAGGAUUAUGAACGGAGUUACCUUUCAUGAGUGUUCAUGUUUGACAGGAGAAAAUGUAUUAUCUUGCUUUGAGGAUUUAAAGUUAUUAUCAAAACCAAACACAUUCUUGUCAAAGCCAACCUCAGACAACGGUAGAAAUUCACGACGAUCGAGUAUAACUCUUUCUUCAAGACAGAGUAUGAGUUGCAAUAGUUCUCCUAAUCUAGAUAAUACUGCUAACAAACGAGCUAGUCGAAUAUUUGAUUCUGUUAAAAAAGUGGGAGACAUGUUUAGAGUGAGGUCCAAUUCAAUGGCAAGCAACAACACCGAAAGAAAAAUUCCUUCAAGUCCAGCAUCCUCAAGUGCUCCCACGAUCAAUGACAAGAGAAGAAGUCAAAGUAUUGGCGUUAUCAUUUCUCAACAUGAAAAGAAUACAGGCUUUGUUAUCAAACCAGAAAUCACAACUUUAGAAUUGCAAGUAAGCGUUCCAAGCCAAGUAGAGACUUGCAAAGAACCAAAGCAAGAGGUGCGAAAGAGACCCACGAGUUAUUCGUGGAAGAAUAUUUUCAAAAAGAAAUAA
Messenger RNA from Naegleria lovaniensis, 1407 nucleotides. RefSeq lists its product as uncharacterized. Lineage: Eukaryota; Heterolobosea; Eutetramitea; Acrasida; Naegleriidae. The transcript has a single exon. Gene Ontology annotation, molecular function: GTP binding; GTPase activity. The coding region runs from base 1 to 1407 and encodes 468 amino acids. The record is from RefSeq and is a predicted model, not a curated record.